AUGUCGACCCCACGACAGCAACCAGGCUUGGCGUGCGAGGAAUGUCGCAAAAAGAAGCUUCGAUGCGAUAGAAGACGUCCUCAAUGUAAUCAGUGUGAGGAUUCAGGUACAGCCUGUUAUGUCAAUGAAAUUCGGUCCCCACGCGGUCCCAAGAAAGGUCAUCUCAAGGCUUUGCGCAAUCGUAUUGCCACCCUUGAGAGUAUUAUUAACUGCGAUCAAUUGAACCCAAAGGGAAUACCGGGACAAGGCGAUGGAUGUCUUCAAAUAGAAGAGAUAUCCCAAGUCCUAAGUCCACCACAAGAAUAUCUUCUCACCAGCACGAUGUCCGAAGUUUCCACCAUCUCAAACUCCUUUGAUGAUUCUCCCAUUCUACCCACCACUCCACCUGACCAAGAGAAAGAGAUCUCGGAUAUGAUCGAGGCAGAUCUUGACCAACUGUACUUCGACAGAGUUCAUCCCAUCGCGCCGAUGCUCCACCAGGCUCGCUACUUCUUCUGGUCCCACAGAUGCAACAAAGCAGAAUCCCACAUAUGUUUGCAAUUAGCAAUGUGGGCAAUGGCUGCAGCGGCCUCAGCUCACCUGCAGCAUAUGCGUGAAUCUCUUUACAGACGCGCGCGGGCUAAACUUGAAGCCCUUGACAACGAUAUUGAAGCCGCGAGUGCAGCCUCCCUUCAGGCCGCCCAGGCUUGGCUUCUUGUUACUCACUACGAGUUUCGAUACAUGGGAUACCGCCGGGCAUGGCUUACUGCAGGUCGCGCAUUUCGGAUUAUUCAGUUGGCCAAACUCCAUGAGAUCGACCGCCUCAAUGAUGUCGGAAUUACUAUUGCUCUCCCUGAGAUCUGGGCAGAGGCAGAAGAGAAGAGACGUACCUAUUGGCUGGCUUACUGUUUGGAUAGGUUUCUCAAUAUCACAGACGAGUGGCCGCUAAGUCUGCAUGAGGAAGCAUUGUGCACGUAUCUUCCAGCCUCUGAAGCGGAGUUCCAGCAUGGAAGACCUGCUGUGACCACGUUCCUGUAUGACGCGAUUGAAGACUCGGGCAACAAAAUGCUGCCAACAUUCGCAGAAACAAUCGUCUUGACGACGCUGUGCUGGCACAGUGUCACCUUCCACCGCAUAACACCCGAUACCGAGACAUCUCCGAAUCUGUCUUCCAUUUUCUGGAAGCGCCACGCCCGCCUGUACCAGAUGGUUCAACAGCGGCUGAUGUUACUUUCACUGCCGGCUUCAUCGCCCGAACUCCAUGAUCCAAUGCGACUCUUCACAAACAUGCUGGCUAACUCGGCGGUUCUCUGGUUUCACAAUAUCAUCGAGGCUCUCCAUGCAGACCUCGAUGAUCAGAUGUUGCUGGUGCCACUCUAUUCCGCGUAUGAGGUCGUUUUUCUCGCGAAACCCCUUGUGCGAUCUAGUUUCUUUAAGGCGCAUCCAUUUUCUCCAAUGUUGUUGUAUCUGUCUGCAAAGUUUCUCAAGUCUCAUCCCGAUAGUGCCUCAGGUUCGGAGGAUAAGCAACGACGAUUAGAGGAACUCAAAAAAGCUCUGCGAGUUUUACAAGGUGGAAAUAAUUUGGCCAUGAAUUAUCUUGAUCUCCUUGAGUCUGAACAUUCUGACAAACUGUGCAGUCUGUCACCGCUUGGGGGAUCUGUCAUUCCAGAUGUGCAGCAGUCGGAACCACCAUUCUUUUUCGAUAUGAUGAAUCUUUUUUGA
Messenger RNA from Penicillium salamii, 1701 nucleotides. The record is from the annotation of a GenBank genome assembly. NCBI's taxonomy places the organism in Eukaryota, Fungi, Ascomycota, Eurotiomycetes, Eurotiales, Aspergillaceae.